Molecule: messenger RNA, 2083 nt
Organism: Amaranthus tricolor (Joseph's coat)
Lineage: Eukaryota; Viridiplantae; Streptophyta; Magnoliopsida; Caryophyllales; Amaranthaceae
Product: beta-glucosidase 10-like
Exons: 13
Coding region: 99-1703 (534 amino acids)
Biological process (GO): carbohydrate metabolic process
Molecular function (GO): beta-glucosidase activity
Source: RefSeq, a predicted model, not a curated record
GUGCACCUUAAAAAAAAUAUUGUGCCAUUGUCAUCUCACAAGUACAUUCAAAAUUCAUGAUUCACGACUCAAGAGUAUUUUCAUAAUAUGGACUAUUAAUGGAGAUAAGAAUAACACACAACAAAAAAAAAAUGUUGGCCUUCUUUAAUCUUCUUCUCUACUUUACACUUUUGAUUUUGUGUGCAAAUCAAUCAUUUGUUGUUGAUGCCAAAGUUUAUAACCGUUAUGAUUUCCCAUUUGAUUUCAUCUUUGGUGCUUCAACUUCUGCUUAUCAGGUGGAAGGAGCAGCAUUUGAAGAUGGAAGGAAAACUAGUAUUUUUGAUACUUUUGCUCAUUCCGGCAGGUUUUUGAAGAGCAACGGCGAUGUAGCAGCUGAUGCAUAUCACAAAUACAAGGAAGACGUUAAACUCAUGAAAGAAACGGGAUUAGACGCAUAUCGAUUCUCUAUAUCAUGGUCAAGACUAAUACCGGAUGGCAGAGGGGCUCUGAAUCCUAAAGGUGUGGAAUACUACAACAAUUUAAUCGAUGAACUCGUCAACAAUGGAAUCCAACCACAUGUUACUUUAAUCCACUUUGAUGUGCCUCAGGCGCUAGAGGAUGAAUAUGGAGGUUUUCUUAGUCAUAGUAUCAUAGAGGAUUUCACUGCAUAUGCCGAUGUUUGCUUUAGAACUUUCGGUGAUAGGGUUCAAUAUUGGAUUACUAUAAACGAGGUUAAUAUGUUCGCUUUUGGAAGCUAUGAUACCGGAUUUUCACCUCCUUCUAGAUGUUCUUUUCCCUUCGGAUAUCAAUGUAUUAAAGGAGACUCAACAACCGAACCAUAUAUCGUUGCUCAUAAUCUAUUGCUUGCCCAUGCAUCAGUGGCUAAGCUGUACAAAGAGAACUAUCAGAGCAAGCAACUUGGCUUCUUAGGGAUCAGUCUUUAUGGCUUCCAUUUUUCUCCUUUAAGGAAUACAACAGCAAAUGCAAUUGCAACCCAAAGAUCAUAUGUUUUUUUCAUUGGCUGGUUCAUGCAUCCUUUGACGCAUGGAGAUUAUCCGAAAAUAAUGAAGAGAACCGCUGGCUGUCGGCUUCCAACAUUUACUAAAAACCAAUCAGAAUUAGUCGAGGGAUCGUUUGAUUUUGUUGGGCUCAAUUACUAUACUGUCAUGUCGACUAAACACAGAACUCUAGUUCCAGAGCCAAGAGAUUAUGCGGCCGACAUUGCAGCAGAGUGGACUUAUUACAAUCACAGUAGUGCCUUACCAAUUGAUAUUACUACAUACCCUGUCUUACCAUGGGGCCUGAAAGGAAUUCUGGAGUACUUCAAGAUUGUGUACAACAACCCUCCAAUUUACAUACACGAAAAUGGGCAAAUGACAAAUUACGAUACAACUGUAAAUGACCCAUCAAGAGUAGAGUAUUUGCAAGCUUUUGUUGGAGGUUUGCUUGAUGCAGUAAGGGAAGGAUCAAACGCAAAGGGUUACUUUGUUUGGUCAUUCGUGGAUGCAUUCGAGCUAUUGUAUGGCUACAACUACACUUUCGGCCUUUAUUAUGUGAAUUUCAGUGAUCCGAAUCAAACCAGAUAUCCGAAAAUUUCUCAAAGAUGGUACUCAAAUUUUCUGAAAGGAGAAAAUGUAAGCACAGAUAAUGAAGGCAGCCAACAUGAGAAUAUGAUCACUAUCUACAAACCUGUGUUGGAUGUGGAUGAUAGGUUUUCUAUUUGAGUUCUUUGUGGGAAUGAUGGUUUGCAAGAUGUCUUGCACCAAGGUGCACCUAGAUCUCGAUGACUCGAAGAACUGAAAAUGUCAAAACACCCACAUAUCUUAUAUUGUAGAAACCUUGUUUAUCAGCAUAUUACAAAUUAUAUGGACCCACUGUACUUCCACUUAGAGAUAUAGUCAAUGGGCCAUGGCCUGGUCAUGAAAAUAAAGUAAUAUGUUAAAUAGAUGUUCAUUGUUCGAACACACGACCUUCUAUGUGUUUUGACUAAGGUGUUUCCAGCUUAUUACACCAUGUCAAUUUAUGGAUAUGUAUUGAUUUUCGCUCACACAAUGAGGUCAUAUAAUAUUUGCCCAGGUAACAAUAUUUUCUAAAUUCGUCCUGA